AUGCUUAGAACCAGACUAUCCGUUUCCGUUGCUGCUAGAUCGCAACUAACCAGAUCCUUGACAGCAUCAAGGACAGCACCAUUAAGAAGAUGGCCUAUUCAGCAAUCGCGUUUAUAUUCUUCUAACACUAGAUCGCAUAAAGCUACCACAACAAGAGAAAAUACUUUCCAAAAGCCAUACAGCGACGAGGAGGUCACUAAAACACCCGUCGGUUCUCGCGCCAGAAAGAUCUUCGAAGCUCCUCACCCACAUGCCACUCGUUUGACUGUAGAAGGUGCCAUAGAAUGUCCCUUGGAGAGCUUUCAACUUUUAAACUCUCCUUUAUUUAACAAGGGUUCUGCAUUUACACAAGAAGAAAGGGAAGCGUUUAAUUUAGAAGCAUUGCUACCACCACAAGUGAACACUUUGGACGAACAACUGGAAAGAAGCUACAAGCAGUUAUGCUAUUUGAAGACGCCCUUGGCCAAAAACGACUUCAUGACGUCUUUGAGAGUACAGAACAAAGUCCUAUAUUUUGCAUUAAUAAGGAGACAUAUCAAGGAAUUAGUUCCUAUCAUUUACACCCCAACCGAAGGUGAUGCUAUUGCUGCCUAUUCCCACAGGUUCAGAAAGCCAGAAGGUGUGUUUUUAGACAUUACCGAACCUGAUUCCAUCGAAUGUAGAUUGGCUACAUACGGUGGAGACAAAGAUGUAGACUACAUCGUUGUGUCGGAUUCGGAAGGUAUUCUGGGAAUUGGUGACCAAGGUAUCGGUGGUGUACGUAUUGCUAUCUCCAAAUUGGCAUUGAUGACGCUGUGCGGUGGUAUUCAUCCCGGCCGUGUGCUACCUGUGUGUUUGGACGUCGGUACUAACAACAAGAAACUAGCCCGUGACGAAUUGUACAUGGGUAACAAGUUCUCCAGAAUCAGGGGUAAGCAAUAUGACGACUUCUUGGAAAAAUUCAUCAAGGCCGUUAAGAAAGUGUAUCCAAGCGCCGUUCUGCAUUUCGAAGAUUUCGGUGUUAAGAACGCUAGAAGAUUACUAGAAAAGUACAGGUACGAAUUGCCAUCAUUCAACGAUGACAUUCAGGGCACCGGUGCCGUCGUGAUGGCCUCGUUGAUUGCUGCUUUGAAACAUACCAACAGAGACUUGAAAGACACCAGAGUGCUUAUUUACGGUGCCGGGUCUGCGGGCCUCGGUAUCGCAGAUCAAAUUGUGAAUCAUAUGGUCACGCACGGCGUUGACAAGGAAGAAGCGCGCAAGAAAAUCUUCUUGAUGGACAGACGUGGGUUAAUUCUACAAUCUUACGAGGCUAACUCCACUCCCGCCCAACACGUAUACGCUAAGAGUGAUGCGGAAUGGGCUGGUAUCAACACCCGCUCUUUACAUGAUGUGGUGGAGAACGUCAAACCAACGUGUUUGGUUGGCUGCUCCACACAAGCAGGCGCAUUCACUCAAGAUGUCGUAGAAGAAAUGCACAAGCACAAUCCUAGACCGAUCAUUUUCCCAUUAUCCAACCCUACUAGACUACACGAAGCCGUUCCUGCCGAUUUAAUGAAGUGGACCAACAACAACGCUCUUGUAGCUACCGGAUCUCCUUUCCCACCUGUUGAUGGUUACCGUAUCUCGGAGAACAACAAUUGUUACUCUUUCCCAGGUAUCGGUUUAGGUGCCGUACUAUCGCGUGCCACCACCAUCACAGACAAGAUGAUCUCCGCUGCAGUGGACCAACUAGCCGAAUUGUCGCCACUAAGAGAGGGCGACUCGAGACCUGGGUUGCUACCCGGCCUGGACACCAUCACCAACACUUCUGCGCGUCUAGCUACCGCUGUGAUCUUGCAAGCACUCGAGGAGGGAACCGCCCGUAUCGAGCAAGAACAAGUACCGGGAGGAGCUCCCGGCGAAACUGUCAAGGUUCCUCGUGACUUUGACGAAUGUUUACAGUGGGUCAAAGCCCAAAUGUGGGAGCCUGUGUACAGACCUAUGAUCAAGGUCCAACAUGACCCAUCGGUGCACACCAACCAAUUGUAG
Saccharomyces cerevisiae S288C is the source of this 2010-nucleotide messenger RNA. RefSeq names its product malate dehydrogenase (oxaloacetate-decarboxylating) (gene MAE1). The record is from RefSeq and is marked reviewed. The transcript has a single exon. Gene Ontology annotation, cellular component: mitochondrial matrix. Gene Ontology annotation, molecular function: oxidoreductase activity, acting on the CH-OH group of donors, NAD or NADP as acceptor; NAD binding; malic enzyme activity. The coding region runs from base 1 to 2010 and encodes 669 amino acids. Lineage: Eukaryota; Fungi; Ascomycota; Saccharomycetes; Saccharomycetales; Saccharomycetaceae.